AUGGAGUGGCAACGUUCGGGAAGGAAGUUAUUCAGGGGUUUAACUCCAAAAUGGGACUGCUUCCCUUUUGGAGGGAGACAAUCGGGUGCUGGCGUUACCCUCUCUUCUUUUUAUUUCUCAGCUUUUCCGGAUAGGUGCAAGGCAAUCGAUAUGUUCAAGCUUUUUGGUUGUGUGGGGGAGGUGGUGGAGGUGGUGAUACCUCCUAGACGGAACAAGUUUGGAAGACGGUUCGGUUUUGCUAGGUUCAAAGAAGUGGUGGAUGAGAGAAUGGUUGUUGUAAGGCUAUACAACAUUUUGAUAGAUGGGAAGAAAAUACAUGCUAAUCAACCUAGAUUCCUAAGGAACGGAAGGCAAGAGGGCUUGGUUGUGGAUCAGAAGCGGGUGGAGGGUCCUAAGGUGUUUAUUCCGGGUGUUAAAGAUCAGUGGGUGGUGAAAUCAAAAACGUUUGCAGAUAUCGUUCAGGGUGGUAGUAAGAGGGAAGAGUCUCAAUCGAAGGAAGUCCCAUUGGUAUUUUCCUCUGGCUCAGAGUUAAAGAGUAGAUGGAAGAAGGCUUAUGUUGGUGAAGUUUUGUUUCCUGGUGAAUCUUAUAACAUUCAGACUCACCUAGAAAUUGAAGGUUUCUUUUCGAUUAAGGUCUAUCCGAUGGGAGCUAAUUUAUGUCUGCUUGAGGAGAUGGUGGAAGGUUUCAUUAAAGAGCUGUUAGAGGAAGGAAAAUGGUGGUGGCAACAGUGGUUCAAAACGAUUAAACCUUGGCAUGAAAAAGAAGUAGACACGGCAAGGGUAGUGUGGGUUAGAGUUUAUGGGGUGCCUUGCCAUGCUUGGAGUAAUGACUUCUUUGAAACACUAGCUAACAGAUUGGGUUUGUUCAUUUGCUUGGACGAGAACACUAUGACUGGAAGACGCAUUCCGCUGGAGAAGUCCUAUAUGAGAAUAGAUCCUGCUGAGGAUACAUGUGAAUCUUUGCUGAGGAAAGAAAACUCGGUGGGGAAGAUGAAUAUUUCUGCAAGGCGAGCUACUGGGGAUAUGAGAGAUCCGCUGGGGAUAAGGAACUCAGCAUAA
Vicia villosa (hairy vetch) is the source of this 1059-nucleotide messenger RNA. RefSeq lists its product as uncharacterized. The record is from RefSeq and is a predicted model, not a curated record. Bases 1 to 1059 code for a protein of 352 amino acids. The transcript has 2 exons. Lineage: Eukaryota; Viridiplantae; Streptophyta; Magnoliopsida; Fabales; Fabaceae. Gene Ontology annotation, molecular function: RNA binding.